This is a messenger RNA of Pistacia vera, 936 nucleotides long. RefSeq names its product iridoid synthase CYC2-like. Bases 1 to 936 code for a protein of 311 amino acids. The transcript is spliced from 3 exons. NCBI's taxonomy places the organism in Eukaryota, Viridiplantae, Streptophyta, Magnoliopsida, Sapindales, Anacardiaceae. The record is from RefSeq and is a predicted model, not a curated record.
AUGGACUGGCACAUGAGAAAUCCUUCAAAUAUUAACAAAAAAACAGAACUUGACGUCUUUUGGGUGGCCUUCCAUCUCUACGAAACGAAAGAACUCAACGUCGCCAAGAACUCUGCAAUCCUGAAAAAUGUACUCGACGCGAUCACAAAUGCCUCUCCUUCUCGCCUGCGUCACGUGACUUUGCAAACGGGGACGAAACACUACAUGGGUCUGAUAUUUGACCCAUCGUUGGCUGGGAAACUCGUGCGUCAUGAGCUGCCGUUUGUGGAGGACUCAUCGCGCCUUCCAUAUCCGAACUUUUACUACGCUUUGGAAGACCUUGUGGCUUCGUAUUCGCCAGCUUUAACGUUCUCUGUGCAUCGUUCUUAUUUUAUUAUUAGAGCUUCUUCAAGAAGUGUGCACAAUAUGCUGCUGUCAUCGGCAGUUUAUGCUUCCAUUUGCAAGCACCAAAAGUUGCUGUUUCACAAUCCAGGAACUCGAUACACAUUGGAGCACUUCUGUGAUAUGACUGACGCAAGUGUAUUGGCACAACAACAAACAUGGGCAGCUUUAUCUGAUAAGGCUAAGAAUCAAGCAUUCAAUUGCACCAAUGGAGAUGUUUUUACAUGGAAAAGCUUAUGGAAAGUGUUGUGUGAAUUGUUUGAGGUCAAGUUUGUGGAGUUUGAUGAUGAAAUUGCAGAAGGGUUUGAUUUGGUGGAGAUGAUGAAGGAGAAGGGAGGAGUUUGGGAUGAGAUUGUGGAGAAACAAGGGCUUUUUAACACCAAAUUGGAGGAGAUAAUUCGCUUUGAUGCUUUCAAAAUUGUGUUGAAUUUUGAUUUUCAACACAUUUGUAGCAUGAACAAGAGUAGAGAAUUUGGGUUUCAUGGCUAUGUUGAUUCACUCAAGAGUAUUAAAAUGUGGGUGGACAGAUUGAGAGGCACGAAAAUUAUACCAUGA